Peniophora sp. CBMAI 1063 is the source of this 663-nucleotide messenger RNA. The record is from the annotation of a GenBank genome assembly. NCBI's taxonomy places the organism in Eukaryota, Fungi, Basidiomycota, Agaricomycetes, Russulales, Peniophoraceae.
AUGGCUCCAUCCGCGCCCAGCUCGGCACACCCCACCCCGCCCAUCUCACCAGACCCCGAGCCCACACCCGUGCAUCGAGUCCUUCUGAUCUUAGACGCCCAAGUCGGCCUGCUAAGUCCGCCUCCGCGCGGCGUACCAAACUCUCAGACACUACGCGCGAACUUGACGCGCAUCCUUGACUCUGCGCGCGCCGCCCCGCAUCGCCCACGCAUUAUCCACGUACGGAAUUGUGGUGACUCUGGAGAUAUAGACCAUACGGGUAGCCCGGGGUGGGAGUUGAUAUUUCGGCCCGAGCUGGACAAGGACGAGCACGUCCUCGAUAAGAAGAAGAAUAAUGCGUUCGCGGGGACGAAGCUGGCGGAGCUGGUACCGGAUGAGGCGUUAUUGGUGGUGAUAGGCGCUCAGAGCGACUUCUGCGUGCGGGCGACAUGCGCGGCGGCGCUUCAGAGGGGGAACGAGGUCAUUGUCAUCCGCGGCGCACAUGGGACGUUUGAUCGGCUUGAGGUGCUCGCCGGCGGCGCUGUCACCAGCGCGAAGGAUGUGAUCAAGGAGAUCGACGCGAUCCUGACGGAAAUGGGAGCGUGGGAGUAUGUGGCGAAGGAAGAGGAGGGACUGGAUACCCAUAGGAAGAGAGGGCAGAGGGAAUGUGGGGGACCGUUGUAA